GUACACUGCUCGCCGCCCGCUCGCGCCCUGGCCCACCACAGUGCUCAAUCAGAAAUUAAAAUCACACAAAGAUCGUUACAAGUCGCGAGAUUGUUUUUAUGUUUUUAAUAAUCAACGGAAAUUUGUGAAGUUUUGUGAUUUUGCGUUCUUUUGUGUUAACUGCGUGUAACACAGUUCCUACCAGUAGUCUGAAAAUGGCAACCAGCACUCAAAAUGCAAUCACCCUCAAAGGAUCGGCUGCCAUCAUAACGGAAUAUCUGAAUUACGGCAUCAACUCGAUCCUGUUCCAGCGGGGAAUCUACCCUCCGGAGCAGUUCACCAGCGUGCAGCAGUACGGUCUCACAAUCCUGAUGUCCAAGGACGAAAAGAUCAUUGCCUUCCUGCAGAACGUCCUCUGCCAGGUGCAGGAUUGGUUGGCACGGAACGAGGUGGAAAAGAUAUCCAUGGUCAUCACCAACGUGCAUACCAAGGAAGUGCUGGAGUGUUGGGAUUUCAAGGUGCAAAACGAGCCGGGCGAUGGGCCUAAGAUCGAUCCGGCCAAUCCGACCUCGUCCAAGGAGCUGAAAAAGAUCCAGGCGGAAAUCCGGGACGUGAUGAGACAAAUUGCCGCCACGAUCAGCUAUCUGCCGCUCAUCGAGUACAUUUGCACCUUUGAUGUAUUGAUCCACACGCUGAAGAAUACGGACGUGCCGGAGAAGUGGAACGAAACCGGAGACGUGCAGAUCCAGAAUGCACAGACCGUGCAGUUGAAGUCGUUCUCCACCGGGCUGCACAAACUGGACACGAUUGUUAACUAUAAGAUGACAGAUUAGAGUGGCAAGGAGAGGGACUUUAAAUUUGGAUUAGGAACGAGUUAUGGGUGAUAAUGUUUUAUGGAUGCAGGGUGCACGGACUUUGAUAAGCAUGCAGUUGGUUUUAUAAGCAAGGACUAUACCAAAUAAACAACGAGCGUUCUCAUA
This is a messenger RNA of Aedes albopictus (Asian tiger mosquito), 959 nucleotides long. It is a transcript of the gene mad2, whose product is annotated as mitotic spindle assembly checkpoint protein MAD2A. NCBI's taxonomy places the organism in Eukaryota, Metazoa, Arthropoda, Insecta, Diptera, Culicidae. Bases 195 to 812 code for a protein of 205 amino acids. The transcript has 2 exons. Gene Ontology annotation, cellular component: kinetochore; cytoplasm; nucleoplasm. The record is from RefSeq and is a predicted model, not a curated record. Gene Ontology annotation, biological process: mitotic spindle assembly checkpoint signaling.